CCACUGAUAACGAUAACUCGUUUUCACGCCAAACAACUCUUCCAAACUCUGCCGCCAAAAAAUCCACCCUCAAACGCACCGUUUAGCCUCUUCCGUCUCCUUCACCGCCGUGUCGCGAAUGCUGAGUCACUGACUCGCCGCCGCAGAACUCAAACACCACAAUGUCCUACCGGCGUCACUCCCUCAGCGGCCCACCUCAACUCAUCAGCUCCGGGUCGACUCAGGAGCUCCGGCAACGAGUCACCGCGUGCCUCAACAAGCUCUCCGACCGCGACACUCUCGCCUGCGCCACCGCGGAGCUUGAAUCCAUCGCUCGAACGCUAACCCAUGACUCGUUCUCCUCCUUCCUCUCCUGCAUUCACAACACGGAUUCCUCUUCCAAAUCGCCGGUUCGGAAGCAAUGCGUUCACCUCUUGACCCUCCUCUCGCGUUUCCACGGUGACGCGCUCUCACCGUUCCUCUCCAAGAUGAUCUCCACCGUCCUCCUCCGCCUCCGGGACACCGAUUCCGCCGUCCGAUCCGCAUGCGUCGACGCCGUCUCCGCCAUGUCGUCGCGGAUCACCCGGCCGUCGUUCUCCGUUUCGUUCCUGAAGCCUUUCAUGGACGCCCUGGCGCAGGAGCAGGACGGUAACUCUCAGAUCGGUGCCGCGCUCUGCCUUGCUGCGGCGGUUGAGGCUGCGCCGGACCCGGAUGUUGAGUCUCUCCGGCGGAGCGCGCUGCCGAGGCUGGGGAAGCUCUUGAAGAAAGACACGUGUAAGGCGAGGGCGGCGCUGCUGGUGCUGGUCGGAAGCGUGGUUGCCGCCGGAGGCGCUGCGAGCCGUGGAGUAUUGGAGUGGUUGGUGCCGUCCCUCGUUGAGUUCCUGAGCAGUGAGGAUUGGACGGUGAGAAAGGCCUCGGCGGAGGCAUUGGGGAAGGUGGCUUCUGUAGAGAAAGGCUUGGCGUCGCAGCAUAAGGUUCUGUGCGUGGAUUCAUUGCAGAAUCGAAGGUUUGAUAAGGUUAAAGUGGUUCGGGAGACUAUGAAUCUUACUUUGGAAAUGUGGAAGGAGGUGACUAAUGUAUCUGAGGAUGUUCCUGCUCCGGUUAAGUCCGCAUGUGCUUCAGUUGAGGAUGGUAAAGGUCAGUGUGUCGCUAAAAGUUCACCUUGUAUUGGGCCUAAAUCUUCUCAAUCGAAGAAAACAGUCCCUUCCAGCAGGUCCCCUCCAUCUACAGCUUCAUUUGUAUCCUCCAUCAAAAGAGAGGGGGCUCUAAAGAGUAACAACAAGGAUUUGCGAGUGAGGGCAAUGCAUCAGCAGAAUCACAGUGAAAUCUCUGAUGAGAAACUUGAUACUCCAGUAUUAAAGCUGCCCCCCUCAAACAUCUCUUUGGAAGAUGAUAUUAAAAGGUGUGAUUUUGAAGCUUCUAAGCCAGCUCCAUAUCAAAAUGGGGUAAAUUCAAGGGUAGAUAUCAAGUGUGUUCUCUUUAGCAAGAUGUCUGAUGAGAAAGUGAGGAAAUUUGGUGGUUCGAAACCGCGUGUGGUUCCAUGUUAUGACGAUGAUGAUCUUGACACAGAUGUCAGAGUCAGCAAUGUAAGUGAAGCUUGUGAGAGCUCACAAGAUGUUGAGGAUUUGUCUUUGAUCCGUGAACAGCUAAUUCAAAUUGAAAACCAGCAAUCAAAUCUAUUAGAACUCCUCCAGAGAUUUAUUGGAAGCUCCCAGACUGGGAUGAAUUCUCUGGAGACACGUGUAUAUGGUCUAGAGAUGGCCCUAGAUGAAAUAUCACAUGAUUUGGCAUUAUCAAGUGGCAGGAUUCCCAAUACUGAUGCCAUAGAAGACACAUGUUGUAAGCUACCUGGGACUGAUUUUCUGAGUUCUAAAUUCUGGAAAAGGAAUGAAGGUCGGUAUUCCACAUCACGGAGGUUCUCUUUGGGAAGCUCAGCAUCACCAACUGCUGUGCAUAAUGCAACUGAUGGAAAUGGAAGCAGAGAAGUAUUAACUGCAAAUAACAAAAAAAAUCAGCACCGUAGGGGCGGGGGUAGAUUUUUGGUAAAUCCAUUGGCAGAAGUUCAGAGCGAUUUGAAGGAGCAUCUAGGGCAGCAUUCGUACAAAAUGUCUACAAACAUGGUUCAAGAUGCCGAGAGACCACAAGUUAACAGUGCCUGCAGAUUUGGUGGCAUUUCUUCAACUAGUGGAGCACUGAGGAACCAGAAUAUCAGGUCAUCCGUGUAGGGAAGAUUGCAUGUCUCAAUGGCUAUUUAAUUGCAGAAAGCAUCAAAGGCUCUUUGUAGAUGAACCCACAAAAAUCAAUAUUCUUGCCUGUUGGCCAAGGUCUCAAUGCAGUAGAGUUGUUUGCUUUAAAGCACUUAUUAGAACAGGCUACUUUGUCCGAAAUUGUCCACAUGAAGGCAGAGUCAGCAGCGUUUGGAUUCGGAUGGUAAAACAGGCGCAGGAAUUUUCUUGAUGUGUAGCUUAAAGGAGGAAAUGUGUUCCAGGCGAAGGAGUUUUCUUGAUAUGUAUCAUAAUUAUAUUGUCUUUGCCAUCGUCUUUAGAAAUAGAAAAGAAUGCUUGUGCUGUGAUAUUAGUAGAGUUCUAAGCCUCUUUAUGUUGGUUGAA
This is a messenger RNA of Lotus japonicus, 2588 nucleotides long. RefSeq names its product TORTIFOLIA1-like protein 4. Lineage: Eukaryota; Viridiplantae; Streptophyta; Magnoliopsida; Fabales; Fabaceae. Gene Ontology annotation, molecular function: microtubule binding. The transcript has 5 exons. Gene Ontology annotation, cellular component: microtubule. The coding region runs from base 162 to 2204 and encodes 680 amino acids. The record is from RefSeq and is a predicted model, not a curated record.